AUGACCGACAGAAAAAGAAAUUUACAAAUGACACCCGACUAUUUUACAGGCAAUGAGGACGUAAAAAAAUUCUUAAAACAAUAUUCUAUGAUAACUGACUUUAAUAACUGGGACGAAAAAGAUAAACUAAAAUUUUUACCAAUGUUUGUAAAAGGAACUGCGAGCAAUUUCUUAGACAAUUUAAAUAAUUUAAAAACAAACUGGACAUGGAAAGAGAUAGAGGAUGCGUUUAUUGAUCAAUAUCUACCUAUUGAUUACACUACCAUUUUAAAGACAAAUUUAGAAAAUAGGAGACAGGGAGAAUCAGAGUCAGCAACAAGUUUCAUGACUGAGAUCGAAAAAAAUCUAAAAAAAUACGAACUUAUGCAACAUAGAAUUAAUAACAGAGGCCCGACAAUUAACAAUUACACUGACUUACUAAAUUUACAAGUGACUAAAUUACAAGAGUUUCAUAAAAAUAAAGAAAUAAAAAAGAACGAGGAACACACUGAAAACUUAUUAUUAAAAAUAGAACAACUUACGGAAGAAGUUAAAAGAAUGAAUAUGCUGGGAAAGAAUACAAAUAGAUCUGUAGAUUUUAGAGAAAAUAGAUAUUAUGACGAUUAUGAAGACAAGAGUUACUAUAGAAAUAAUGAGACAAGAGGCCGUGAUUAUAAUAGAAAUAAAGAUUACUAUAGGAAACCAGAAUAUAGAUACAAAAGUCCAUACCCAGGAAGAUCGCGAGAAUCAAGCAGGGAUUCAAGAAGAUAUAAUAGAAACCGAUCUUUUUCGAGAGAUAAUCAGCGUAGAAAUAGAGAUAGAUCAUAUUCAAGAGAGAGACCAGACUCACGUGAACAAAGUUACACUAGAGAAUCACAAAGAGAUAAUUAUAAGAGACAAGAUAGUCGAGAUAGACAAAGCAGAUCGAGGACACCGGAACAAUAUAGAAAUAAAGAUAAACAAAAAGAAAUGAGAGGUGAAAUGGAAAAUAUAACGUGUUAUAAAUGUGAGAGAAGAGGACACUAUGCAACACAGUGUGAUAAUGUAGAAGAAUGUGAAGUAAAAUUAAGUUCGGAAAAUCCGACAUUUCAGGCACCUUAUAGAGUUUCACCCGCGCAAAGAGAAAAACUUAGACUUUUAAUUGACGAAAUGAUUAGAGCCGAUAUAAUAGAACCUAGCAAAAGUAAUUAUGCAGCGCCAGUUUUUCUUAUACCCAAAAAACAAAAGGGAGAAUAUCGUUUUUGGUAG
Messenger RNA from Aphis gossypii (cotton aphid), 1227 nucleotides. Its product is annotated as ATP-dependent RNA helicase ddx23-like. Gene Ontology annotation, molecular function: zinc ion binding; nucleic acid binding. The transcript is spliced from 3 exons. Lineage: Eukaryota; Metazoa; Arthropoda; Insecta; Hemiptera; Aphididae. The coding region runs from base 1 to 1227 and encodes 408 amino acids. The record is from RefSeq and is a predicted model, not a curated record.